AAGACUUCCGUCUUGUACAGUCAAUAUCCGGUAGUGAAAUACUAAGUUCUACCGUUGAAAGUAGACUGUUCGGAUCGUUGUUGGAAAAUCGCUUCAUUCCCGCCAUUACGUGCCCAGUAGUAAUUUAAUUACCGAAGGAAGGCACGAUGACGGACAACCAGUAUUCAAAUUACCAACAACAGGGGUAUAAUCAGUAUAAUCAGCCACCACCUUCUGGUGGUCAGGAUACUUCAUACCCACCACCAUCUAGUGGUGGCAGUGGUGGUUAUAAUCAAUAUAGUCAACCACCACCGAGUAGUGGAAGCAAUUAUGGCAGUUACAACAGUUACAAUUCCAGUAGUGGCCAAGACUACAAUCAGUCACAAAAUCCAAGCAGUUACCAAACUUAUGGCAGUGGAAGUUCUGGAAAUAGUGGCAGCAGCAAUUAUAAUAGCAGUUAUGGUCAUGGAGGUGGAGGUGGAGGUGGAGGCAGUGGAGGCUAUAGCCGUAAUAGUUCUGGUGGAGGCUAUGGUGGAGGGGGCUACGGUGACCGUGGUGGUGGCAAUGAUGGAAUGGUUACGCAAGAAGAUACAAUUUUUGUAUCUGGUAUGGAUCCUUCAAUUUCGGAAGAAGAAAUUUGUCAACAUUUUGGAGCCAUUGGUAUUAUCAAACAUGACAAGCGAACAGGAAAACCUAAAGUAUGGAUGUACAAAGAUAAAAACACUGGUAAAUCGAAAGGCGAAGCUACCGUUACUUAUGAUGAUCAGAAUGCUGCACGUUCUGCGAUAGACUGGUUUGAUGGAAAAGAAUUCAAAGGACGAACUAUAAAAGUACAAAUUGCUCAGCACAAAAGCAAUUGGCAAGGUAAUCGUAGUGGUGGAAGCCGCGGUGGAAGUGGUCGAGGUCGUGGAAGCGGUGGUUUUGGAAGUCGUGGCGGUGGCGGUGACAGAGAUGAUCAUCAUCAUCGAGGUGGUGGAAGUGAUGAUCGACGUGAUGGAGGUAGUCGUGGAGGAGAUUGGAGAUGUCCUAAUCCAGAAUGUGGCAAUACAAAUUUCGCAUGGAGGGAUCAAUGUAACCUCUGCAAAAGUUUAAAACCACAAGGUGCUGGUGGUAGCAGUGGUGGGGGAAGAGGAAAUCGUGGUGGUGACCGAGGUGGUCGAGGAGGCUUCAGAAGUGAUAGAGGUGGUCGAGGUGGUGAUAGGGGUGGUCGAGGAGGUUUUCGUGGUGGAGAUAGAGGAGGAAGAGGUGGACGAGGUGGUCCGAUGAGAGGCGGUGGAGGCCGAGGGGAUAGGGACAGGGAUCGUCAGCGUCCUUAUUAAAUGCGGUCUAAAAAGUGGCUAAUAACUCACUUAUUGACGUAUGUACACAGUUUGUACACAAUCUCAACGUAUGUACAUUUGUCAUAAGACAGAAAUCAUAUUACACUCCAUUAUCAUCGAUUUGUUUUCUCGUACAUUUUUUAUAUUCACAAAAAUCGAUGCGUGAUGUGUAAUUUUUGUGUUUUAUAUAUGUAUGUAAAUGAUAAACAUAUGUGUAAAGUUACAUUUUAAUAAAUAAGACUUCAAAUCUAUAACA
Molecule: messenger RNA, 1554 nt
Organism: Heterotrigona itama
Lineage: Eukaryota; Metazoa; Arthropoda; Insecta; Hymenoptera; Apidae
Source: the annotation of a GenBank genome assembly